GUGAGGCAAAAGAAAGACCCUUACUUUGGUGAUGGACAAAGGAAAAAGGACUGGCAUAACAAAGAAGCUAUAAGGAGAGACUCUGAGCGUGUAGGAAAUGGAGAGCAGGGAAAACCUUACCCAAUGACUGAUGCAGAGCGAAUGGACCAGGCAUACAGGGAAAAUGGCUUUAAUAUCUUUGUGAGUGAUAAAAUUUCCCUGAAUCGUUCCCUUCCAGACAUCAGACAUCCAAACUGCAAGAAUAAGCUGUACCUGGAGAAGCUUCCGAACACUAGUGUGAUCAUACCGUUCCACAACGAAGGAUGGUCCUCCCUCCUCCGGACAGUGCACAGCGUCCUGAACCGUUCCCCUCCUGAGCUGAUAGCGGAGAUAGUGCUGGUGGAUGACUUCAGUGACAGAGAACAUCUGAAGAAACGCCUGGAAGAUUAUAUGGCCCAGUUCCCAAAAGUAAGAAUCCUCCGAACCAAAAAGAGAGAAGGGCUGAUAAGAACUCGGAUGCUGGGGGCCUCCGUGGCCAUAGGGGAUGUCAUCACCUUCCUGGAUUCCCAUUGCGAGGCCAACGUGAACUGGCUGCCGCCUCUGUUAGAUCGCAUUGCCCGAAACCGAAAGACUAUCGUUUGCCCUAUGAUUGAUGUUAUUGAUCAUGACCACUUUGGAUAUGAGACUCAGGCCGGAGACGCAAUGCGAGGUGCAUUUGACUGGGAGAUGUAUUACAAGAGGAUCCCUAUUCCUCCUGAGUUACAGAAACUUGAUCCCAGUGAUCCCUUUGAGUCUCCUGUAAUGGCUGGAGGACUGUUUGCAGUCGAUAGAAAGUGGUUCUGGGAGCUGGGAGGGUAUGAUGCAGGUCUGGAGAUAUGGGGAGGAGAGCAGUAUGAAAUAUCCUUUAAGGUAUGGAUGUGUGGGGGUCGCAUGGAGGACAUCCCUUGCUCUAGAGUUGGUCAUAUCUACAGAAAAUAUGUUCCAUACAAGGUUCCAACAGGAGUCAGCCUAGCAAGAAACUUGAAGCGGGUGGCUGAGGUGUGGAUGGACGAAUAUGCAGAGUACAUAUACCAGCGCAGACCAGAGUACCGGCAUCUUUCUGCCGGGGAUGUCGCGGCUCAGAAGGAACUUCGCAACAACCUCAACUGCAGAAGCUUCAAGUGGUUCAUGAAUGAGGUCGCGUGGGACUUGCCAAAGUUUUACCCACCAGUGGAGCCUCCAGCAGCUGCCUGGGGAGAGAUACGCAAUGUAGGAACUGGACUGUGUGUGGAUACUAAGCAUGGAGCCCUGGGAUCCCCACUGAGGCUGGAAAACUGUGUGAAGGACAGAGGAGAGGCAGCAUGGAACAACGUGCAGGUAUUCACGUUCAGCUGGAGAGAAGACAUCCGACCCGGGGACCCUCAGCAUACCAAGAAGUUUUGUUUUGAUGCCAUUUCCCACAGCAGUCCUGUGACCCUCUAUGACUGUCAUGGUAUGAAGGGGAACCAGCUCUGGAGAUACCGAAAAGACAAGACCCUCUACCAUCCAGUAAGCAGCAGCUGUAUGGACUGCAGUGAGAGUGACCGGAAGAUCUUCAUGAAUAGCUGCAAUCCUUCAUCUCCAACACAGCAGUGGAUAUUUGAACACACAAACUCAACUGUCUUGGAAAAAUUUAACAGAAAUCUUGAUCUUUAA
Pterocles gutturalis (yellow-throated sandgrouse) is the source of this 1653-nucleotide messenger RNA. Its product is annotated as polypeptide N-acetylgalactosaminyltransferase 10. Bases 124 to 1653 code for a protein of 509 amino acids. The transcript has 11 exons. Gene Ontology annotation, cellular component: Golgi apparatus. The record is from RefSeq and is a predicted model, not a curated record. Lineage: Eukaryota; Metazoa; Chordata; Aves; Pterocliformes; Pteroclidae.